Cicer arietinum (chickpea) is the source of this 686-nucleotide messenger RNA. Its product is annotated as ubiquitin-ribosomal protein eL40 fusion protein. Gene Ontology annotation, cellular component: ribosome. Gene Ontology annotation, molecular function: protein binding; structural constituent of ribosome. The record is from RefSeq and is a predicted model, not a curated record. Gene Ontology annotation, biological process: translation. Lineage: Eukaryota; Viridiplantae; Streptophyta; Magnoliopsida; Fabales; Fabaceae.
CCUAGAAACGCUGAAUAUAAAAACAGUGACCAUAUCAUCUAGACAACUGAGAAUCGAGAGAGGUUGUAAAAGCGGCAAAGAUGCAGAUCUUCGUCAAAACCCUAACUGGGAAGACCAUCACCCUCGAAGUCGAGAGCAGUGACACAAUCGACAAUGUCAAAGCCAAGAUUCAAGACAAGGAAGGUAUUCCCCCGGAUCAGCAGCGUUUGAUUUUCGCCGGUAAGCAGCUUGAAGAUGGACGCACCUUGGCCGAUUACAACAUCCAGAAGGAGUCAACACUUCAUCUUGUUCUCAGGCUUCGUGGUGGUAUCAUCGAACCUUCUUUGAUGGCUUUGGCUCGCAAAUACAAUCAAGACAAAACCAUAUGCCGCAAAUGCUAUGCUCGUCUACACCCUAGGGCUGUAAACUGCCGCAAAAAGAAGUGUGGACAUAGCAAUCAGUUGAGGCCAAAGAAGAAGAUCAAGUAAACUCUGGUUUUGAUAUUGUUUUUCUCUUAUUGGUGUUUGUUUUGUGAGACCUUUAUUUAUAAAUUUCGUUGUUACUCCCGACUCAACUCAAUCUUCUGUUUUGAAUGAUGUUAAAUGUAGUUGGAGUUUAUUUUGGUAUAAGUGGAUUAUAUUUUUCCGAUUACUUAUAUUCUGUUUCAAGCUUACUGGCAUCAUUAUCUGUAAUAUGGAUUGCCUAUA